This is a messenger RNA of Zootoca vivipara (common lizard), 653 nucleotides long. RefSeq names its product NADH:ubiquinone oxidoreductase subunit S5 (gene NDUFS5). Gene Ontology annotation, cellular component: respiratory chain complex I. NCBI's taxonomy places the organism in Eukaryota, Metazoa, Chordata, Lepidosauria, Squamata, Lacertidae. The record is from RefSeq and is a predicted model, not a curated record. Gene Ontology annotation, biological process: mitochondrial respiratory chain complex I assembly.
CUCACGUACACGUAAUCUGAGCGGAAUCCUCCGCGAGUCCCGCAGCGGUUUUACGUCCAGCCGCAACUGUCGUGAAAGCGAGGGGCACGCCUGACGGCAGCAGUGUCGCGAACGCUCGCAAGGACAGGUAGGAGCCAUGCCACUUCUCGAUCUCCAGAACCAGCUGGGCAUUGAUGUUGACAGGUGGAUGCUCGUUGGGAGUUCCAAGCAGCCCUACAAGCAGUCCAGUUUGUGCUUUGCCUUUGAGAAAGAGUGGCUGGAGUGUGGUGACGCCAUUGGGUCCGUAAGGGCAAAGAAGGAGUGCCAGCAGGAGAUGGAGGAUCUUGCUGAAUGUAUAAGCAAGCAAAAAAUGGUGAAGCGAAUGUUGGCGAUUCAUGCACAGAGGGAGAAGCUGAUAAAAGAGGGAAAAUACACCCCUCCUGACAACCAUUCUGGGAAAUUUGACCCCACACCUUGAACUUCUGCUGCUUACCCUGGAGAAAACAGAGCAGGAGCCACUUCCCAGUCUCUCUUCCUUUUUUGUUUUCCUUUUAAAAAAAAGAGUUCUUUCACUAAUGUAUCAACAACGUCUGGCUAGGGUGGAGACCUUUCUAGUGAAGUGGCAGAGUGUUCCUGGCUUGAAUAAAACCACCUCUUUGGGUCUUGAACAUUAA